Molecule: messenger RNA, 342 nt
Organism: Rotaria sp. Silwood1
Lineage: Eukaryota; Metazoa; Rotifera; Eurotatoria; Philodinida; Philodinidae
Source: the annotation of a GenBank genome assembly
AUGUCAUUUUUUAAAAAUGCUUUUUCAUCUAAGAAAGUAAAACCACGAAAACAAGUUUCAAGAAGUUCAUUGAAGUUACCUGCUGAUGAAUUGUAUCGUGAUUUGAGUUCAAAAUGUGAAGUAAUUGAUGUAAAAUUAGCUGAUAAAAAAAUUGUUUUUGAUAUUAAAAAUGAUGAUUGGAAUACAGCUGAUGUUGAAAGUCUUGGUGAAAUAAUUUCAAGUAGUAGUACACAAAAGAUUCGAAAACAAAUUGACCUAUUACAAGAAGAAAACAAUUUGUUAAAACUUAAAGUUGAAGUGUUAUUAAAUCUUGUUACUGAAUCUAUUGCUGGAAAAUCAUGA